Molecule: messenger RNA, 2703 nt
Organism: Ornithodoros turicata
Lineage: Eukaryota; Metazoa; Arthropoda; Arachnida; Ixodida; Argasidae
Exons: 5
Coding region: 143-526 (127 amino acids)
Source: RefSeq, a predicted model, not a curated record
UAGCCAGCUUUGCUUGAUCAACCUUUGCCCGUUCACUUGACUUUCGCUCGCUCGCUCGCAGCGGAAACAACACUGCUGUACGUGUAGACACACGCGUGGAGCGAUCUAAUGUUGUGUAGAGCUGCAUCAGACGUGACAACAAAUGGGAAGGAUAUUACUUUUUGCUGGUCUGUGCACUGCGUUGGUCGUUAUGCCUGUUGGAAAAUGCGUAACAGAGAGGUCACAUUCAGAAGGACUUUCUCACGACCAGGCGAAACAGGAUACAGAAAAACAUGCGUCUGACUACCAGGUGAAACCGACAAAGGAAGAACAUGUGGAAGUGGUGCCCACAGCUGCUAUUGAUGACAAGAUUUUGAGGACAAUAGAGCCAGCCACGUACGGAUUCUGGGAAGACUUCUUCCAGCAAGCGAGGCAUGCUCUUCAGAAAUGGACUGUACUUAUAAUAAUAGCCGUGCUAACUGAGAUUGGCAGACGACUCGUCCGAGCAUUUUGGAAGAGGGACGCCCCUCAUCAACAUAGAGAGUAAUAAAGAGCUGCAUGGCAGAUGCGACUACGUAAAUAGGACAAGAGUACAGGACGAAGGUUGUGGUGAUGUAUUAGCUUGCCAACGUUGGCUUCACGUUGUGUUCGUACUUUGAUCAAGGGAUAAGCCGUUGUCGAGCGAAGGAGAAGUACAGCCCCCAACGACACCGAUUAUCCUCUGGAUGUACGCAUAAUGUCCUAACGGAUUUAUACGUCCGAUGGAAAUCUGAGGGAUAUCCGUAUCGGGCCAUAGUGCGCGAGUUCGCACGUUUACACGUGUUAGCGCCGCGAAGCAACCGUGGCUAUGAACGGUGUGCAGACGUGGACAGAUGGGGAGACGACAGCAGGAAGGAGUGGGGGACAGGGGGGCUACUAAGCGUCCUGGGUCGGUCGCAGGGGGAACAGUGGCGACGUUCGUCUGGAAAAUCUUCAAGAAAACCCAGGGGAAACCGUAGACAGCACAGCCGGUGAGGGGAUUCGAACACGCGUCACCUCCCAGUCGCGGCGUGCAAAGUAAUCAUCCUAACCACUAUGCCACGGGAGCUGGUACGUAAGGCAAAUCCACUCCCAAUUAUUCUUUUAUUCAGACAUAGACAGGACAUGCGGUUCGUGCAGGCUUUACUUCUCUGUCUCCUGCCCAGUGUCCCCUUCUAUAAAUCGUUCAAAAGCCAUAUAGCUCACAUCAUAGCCAACCUCCGAACUCAUACGCGGUGCCGAACUCAUUCGUGACCGCGGACCGCAUUGAGCCAUGGAGGAACUACGCAGCUUCGGGGUAGCCUGCUUCCGAUAUAGAUGACACAGCACAGGACUUAUAGCGGACUCACUUCUUAAUCAAUCAAUCAAUCAAUCAAUCAAUCAAUCAAUCAAUCAAUCAAGGAAGUGUAUGGGGAAUUUUUGUUGGCAGGGUUCGCAUAAACCUCGCUAAAUUCCGACAAGAAACCAGUACAGGCGUGUUCUCCUCCGGGUUUAUCUAGGGAAUGGCACAUUUUUGAAGGUCUGACGCGAUCCACUGAUUUAUGACGAAUUACAGUUUCUCAAAUUUUCAAUACAUGGGAGUCCAUGGGAGAUGCAACAAAAUCGCUUCUUUCAGCCCACCCGCCAAUGAUAUUUGGGCCAAAAUGAUGUCAUUCCCUGGAGUAGCAGCCUGGGAAUUGAUUGCAAUCAACAAAUUCGACAAGCUUAUUGCAGUUUUCCAAAUCGCUGCGAAUGAAAAUAAUGGCUUUGUCGUUUUGCUAGCAUGUUCCGCACGCUGGCAGAGCGCGCGAGAAAAGCAAAGCGAAGAAAAUAAUUUUGAGACGAUGCAGCCAACCCUCUCCUGAAGCGAACGUUAACUAGAUCGCAUGAGUCCGCCUUAAAACAACAUAACACGUAUAUAUAUAUAUAUAUAUAUAUAUAUAUAUAUCUGUCACUUUUCGGUAUGUAUCACAGAUGAUACUUUAUGCAGUUAUGGGAGUGAUUCUUUGAUGAAAUUCAUCGGUUUUUUUUUAGUUGGUUCUUUCACGUUUCGUGCAGUAUUUUUCAUGAGAAUUAGCAGUCAAUGUGAAGUGGUAUUUUCCCGGAUCAUCCGCAAGGGUUGCCCCUCUUCUUUACUUUUCUUAUUUUUUGCUUUUUUACUAUGUGCAUUACUGUUUUUGUGUUAUUUCUUCUACCAUAAGCAGUUUGCAGGCAGAUCUACAGAUGACAAUUGCAGAUUUUACAGUGUAUUUUGCUUCCAUACGUGUCUGGGCCAUCACCUUGCAGUUUUGCUUCACCAAAGAGAGAAACUACUGCAAUAUUUUUCACAUGGAAUGAUUUUCAUUGUAAACAGUACCUUUUCUGCAGGCUUACAUGUGUAAAAUAAGUACCGUUUUUGCGACUUCCCAUUUUGACCCUCCACUGCAUAAUCUAUUAUUCAUGAUGCGUACACAAAUUUGGUUGACGCUUGCCUGAAUAUAUCAGAUGUUGUUAACAUUCGAAUAUUCCUAUUUCAGUGUUCCUAUUUCAAUGGUACUAAUGCAUCGCCAAAUUUAUGCUUAACACCGGAGAUUGUACCAGUUACUGGAGGCACGCCAUACACUACUCCAGCCCCGCGAGCGUUGGCCUGAUUGACACUCAGUACGAAACUAUCAGUUAUUGUAGUAGUUAUUGUAUACGAACACGUGUAACGUUCUCCCCCCCCCCCCAAUAAAAAAGUGGCCAUCA